Molecule: messenger RNA, 3413 nt
Organism: Salarias fasciatus (jewelled blenny)
Lineage: Eukaryota; Metazoa; Chordata; Actinopteri; Blenniiformes; Blenniidae
Product: CTD small phosphatase-like protein
Exons: 9
Coding region: 558-1361 (267 amino acids)
Molecular function (GO): RNA polymerase II CTD heptapeptide repeat phosphatase activity
Source: RefSeq, a predicted model, not a curated record
GAACGAUCCUCCUACGGGCUUCCUUGUGUUUUGUUCCAGACAACGGCCUCACAUUCUCGGCUAACCCGCUAACGCAGGCUACGCGCUAACUUCAGAUAGUUGGCAAUUCGACGUCUCGCGUGUCUUUUGUAUUGUUGCGGCUUGUUGUUAUUUUAGCCGCCGGCGUUACCCGCUAAAAUUCGCGAUUGUGGCGAUGGUAUUUUGCGGAAAGCCAUAAAUGACAGCCAUCCCGCGGCUUCCUCUCUCCACCGUGCUAGCUGGCUGGCUACCGCCGCUGCCUCGUCCCAGCGCCUCGGACGGCUUCCUGGCUUUGUGGGCUUGAACAGCUAGCUAACAGAAGCUAGCAAGCGUGCUGGUACAAAUAACAUUGUGGGGUGAAAACAGGAAUAACCACUCGCCUAAAUGGACCACAUGUCCAUAAUAACCCAAGUCUCCAAUCCCAAGGAGGAGGAAGUAAUAUCCUUCAACCAGGAAAAGGGCUUUGUGUUUCCCCGUGUCAAACGCCGGACUGAGGUCUGCGAGUGGCACAAUGUGGAGAUGCCAACAGACAUGACAUAAUGCCGUGUGCGUUUCACCGGGCUUCAGUUGCAAAGGCAUUCAGGAGGGCGUCCCAGUCAAACAGCAGCAUAAAGAAGCAGAGGAGCCGGAGCAUCUUCAGCACAUUCUUCUGCUGCUUCCGCAACUACAAUGUGGAGCCGCCAGCCGCCAACACAAACACCAGCUCCAUCCCCCCACCUGUUGAGGAGAACGGAUCGCCUCCCAAGUGUGACCAGGUCGAGGUCAUCCCUGUCCCUAGUCCCCCAGCCAAAUACCUCCUACCAGAGAUGAAAAUAUCUGACUAUGGCAAAAAGUGUGUGGUGAUUGACUUGGAUGAAACGCUAGUCCACAGUUCAUUUAAGCCCAUCAGUAAUGCCGACUUCAUUGUCCCAGUGGAGAUCGAUGGGACCGUCCAUCAGGUGUAUGUUCUGAAAAGACCCCAUGUGGACGAAUUCCUGCAAAAGAUGGGAGAGCUGUUUGAAUGUGUGCUCUUCACUGCCAGUCUGGCCAAGUAUGCGGACCCCGUGGCGGACCUGCUGGACCAGUGGGGCGUGUUCCGAGCCCGGCUCUUCAGAGAAUCCUGCGUUUUUCACCGAGGCAACUACGUUAAAGACCUCAGCCGGCUGGGGCGGGAGCUCAGCAACGUUAUCAUCGUUGACAAUUCACCCGCCUCCUACGUUUUCCAUCCGGAGAAUGCUGUCCCCGUUCAGUCCUGGUUCGAUGAUAUGAACGACACAGAGCUCCUCGAUCUGCUGCCUUUCUUCGAGGGACUCAGCAAAGAAGAAGAGGUUUACGAAGUGCUGCAGAAUCUGAGGAGCAGGUAGCAGGACACGCCACAGCACCGCCCGUGCUCUCCACCCUCCUCUCAGUCGGCCUCUCUUUACAACCACGUUUCUCAGACUCAGGCAACUCCUCUCACCCGCACGCCGCCAGCGUCCGCCCCGAGGCGGCGCCGCGGCGUCUCACUGUGGAAACCUUCGUGUAACCCGUCUCUGCGCUCAUCUCCUGGUGACUGGCUGCCUUCUGAGUGCCAUCAGAAACUCAAAAACACUUAAUAUCCCAGGAGCACUGUGUCUAAGAAAAAUGGAAAAAAAAUGAAAAAAAAAAAAAAAAUUAAAUGCGCCAGAAAGUGUAAGGAUCAUCCUAAGUCGAUAACGUUGUGGACAAAAUGCCAAGAGGAUUGAACUCUGGUCUUUAUUUUCAAAACAACGUUUUACUAUUUGGUGAAGUGUUUAUUUUAAAAACCAAAUGGAGAAAAGAAAAAAAAAAUUGUGUCUGAGAUUUUUUUUGUGGUACCACACAAAAGUCUGAGAAGUUCUUGUCCUCAUAUUGUUGCUAUGCAGGCACUUUCUGCUAGUGGAAAGGACUGUGAUUCUCUUUUCUAACUGAAUGAAGUGCCUUGUGUGAAUGUUGUUUAUAUGGGGAAAUAUUUUGUACAUGACAUAUUUCCAGAGUACUUCACACACAAUAUGCUUUAAAGUGGACACAGAAGUAUCUUUAUACACAAAGUUUUACUUCACUUUUCGUUUUUUCUUUUGAUGAAACGCUGGGCAGUUGUCUCAUAGUAUUUUUUUUUUCUCCCCAAUAUGGUCGUGCCAUUAUAUAGAUGUGACUUUUGUUUUUUUUUGUUUUUUUUCUGCUUACAUUAUAUGUAGAACUAGAUGGUUUGUUGUAGGCUACGGAGGAAGUUUGCAGUUGUGAACUUCUCGUCCCACCUGCAAGUAAAGUUGUUUGAUAUUUUCUGAGCUUGGAUAAAAUUGUGCCAUUUAUUUUUCCUGUUUGUAUGCAUUACUCACCUUAUUUCUUUUCAUUUGCCAAAUAAGGAAAUUAUUUUUUUAACAAGCUUCAUAUCUUCACCAUGAGUUGAGCUUCAAUUGUUAAACCAUUAGUUGUAAUUAUAGCAUUAUAGGCUUUUUUUUCUUUUGACGGUAGCUGUCAAAUUCAUUUGUAUGUUUAUAUAUUACGUCUCGCUCAUCGGAUGGCUACCUUUUAGCCAGUGUUAUUCUUCUUUCUUUUCUGGUUUUGAGUGGUGCAGCUUCGCCCUUACGGGAUGAUCUCUCUCUCUCCAAAAUUGUACACACCUGCGAAAUGUGCUUUCGGUUGUUUCAAGCGGUGUGGGAUCUCGGAGUGAGUGGACGGAGUGCCGUGUUAGUAUUUCUCAUGACAUCGGUGUCUUUCGGGGCGAGAGUUCCAGCGUCGGCGUCUGAACGGUGUUCAAUGAAGCGGCACUCGCCCCCACCUGCACUCGUGAGGACCGUUCGGCUGGACUGGCUUCGCUGCAGUCCGGUCCAGUGUUAAAGACCAGCAGUGAACGCGUGUGGUGUUUAUCCCCCCCAGACUCCUUUUCUUUUUUUCCUUUAUUUUUUAACUGCUCUUCACCUCAGUGCCUACGUUUUGAGAGGAGCCCAACAAACCAAAUGCUGCAACAUUAGCUACCAUGGCAAUAACCUGUUUGAGGCGGGAGGGGGUUUGGUUGCAGGCGUCAUGAGCACUUGACAUCUUUAGCCUGGAGAGGUUUAUGAACAGUGAGGCCGGUCUUCUUAUCACAGGUCUUCUUUAAAACUUUCACAUGAUGCGAUGUAGAAAUUCAGAUAUAGUUUGGUCAUUUAACAGUGAAACUAACGUGGUUUCGUUUUUAGUUUUGAAUCUGGCAUGGUGUGUUUGACACAAACGGCAGUGUUGUGGUGAUGGUAAAGAGGGGGGUAAAGGCCGCGCUGUCUCAGCCCUUCCAAAUGUCAGGGUCGAGCUCCAAAAUGAAACACCACGGGGGCGCUGCGAGGAACUUCACCGUGGCAUUGACGCCUUACUGCCCGAGGAGGCACAAAGCAAUGCUUCUUUAAUUCCAAGGUCCUAGCUUCAUGUUUCUGAUUUAAAAA